UGUGGGGCUGGCGGAGAGCGCUGCCGCCACUGCGAGCGUCACACCGCUGAAUGGGAAUCUAUCCGGCAACUCCAGCAGACCGCUGUCUCCUACGCGCGCCCUGCGUAAAACCAAGCGGCGUGUCUCCAAGUGUGGCUCGGGCCGACCCACAGGCGGCGAGCGCGCUCAGCAGCUCGGAUCGGACGUUGACUUUUCCCGCACUUGUUCCCGACUUGCAGCGGCUCACAACAGCGGCAUGCCUGCCAUCAAGAAGGAGCGCCUGGACGGCGACGACAUGGCUUUGGCCGCUUUCAACCAGUCCGAAUACUUGGCCCCUUUAAAUGCCGCCGCGAUCCCCGUGGUGACCCCGCACCCGCCGCCUUACGAGCACAUUUUGGCCCACCACCGCGCGUACUUGGGGCUCCACGACUCGACCCUGCAUCACCAGCACCUCCAGCACGCCACGGACGACUUGAUGCUGGAGAGGUUUUCCUCCAUCCCGGACUUCCAACCCUUCUUUGACAACGGCGAGCCGUGCAUCGAGGUGGAGUGCGGGGAAAACAAGGCUUUGCUUUAUAUUAACAAACUCUGUCAAGGCAGCAAAGGACCCUCCAUUAAAUACCGCGGCGAGUGGCUCACUCCCAACGAGUUCCAGUUUGUCAGUGGCCGGGAGACAGCCAAAGACUGGAAACGGAGUAUUCGACACAAAGGGAAAAGUCUCAAGACUCUCAUGUCCAAAGGAAUCUUACAGGUGCAUCCUCCAAUCUGCGAUUGUCCGGGUUGCCGAAUCUCCUCUCCCGUGAAUCGUGGCCGCCUCGCUGAGAAGCGCACCAUCCCGCUGCCCCCCAACCGUGUGCCCAAGAAGGAGCUGGCCUCCAUCUUCAGCAGUGACGACAGUGAAGGGAGCGAACGGACCAGUGGGGAUCAUGGCCACAUCAAGCAGGAAGACGAGCUUCAUUACAGUAUCGUGCGCAAGGGUCGUGACAGUGACCUCUCUACAAUCAUCUCGAACCUGCACCACAGCAGACAGCACGGCAUGCCCGAGGGCCAGUCAGCCUCCGACCACAAUGCCAGUCCGGGACACACAGAUGACCUUCUAGGAAAGAGGAGAAGCUUUUCUCCCAACAGCAGCAGCAACUCCCCCUCGGACAGUAAGAAGUCCCGCAGCGUAUCCCCCAAAGAGACCGCACAGAGCCCAGAAGGGGAGGCAGGUGGCAGCCACAGCCACAUGAGCCCCGAGGAGCACUACAGGCACAUGAUGUCAGCACUCAGCGAGCACGGAUCCUACGAGGAGCAGCAACAGCGCCUCUACCAGCUGGCCAACAGCAUGGGACUGCCCGGACACGACGUGCUGCGCGCUCAGCAGGAAGCGUUGGCUGCGGCGGUGAGGAAUCCGGCGGCCUUAGAAGCUCACCUGCCCACGGGAGGCAGCUCCUCAUCAUCCAGCCAGAGACGCAAGCAGGGCCUACCGCAGCACCGGGAUGCACAUUACACAGAAAGAGAACUGUCCCAGCCUCCGCCCCUCCUUUCACCUUCAACGGCCCCUCACAUCGCGCUAGGACCUCACUUGCGGGCUCCUUUCCUCGGCUUGCCCUCAGCUCUCUGCCAGGCCCCUGGCUAUGGUUUCCUGCAACCGGCUCAAGCUGAAAUCUUUGUGCGGCAGCAGGAAAUGCUGAGGAAGCAGAAUCUCGCAAGACUUGAGAUGUCAGCCGAGCUAUUGAGACAGAAGGAGUUGGAGAGUCUCCACCAGCGACAGCAGCAGCAAUUGCUGAGCUCCGACCCGCUGGCCGCCCUCCCCGCCAGCCUGCCCUUGGACCACCCGGCCCUGCGGAGCCUUCAAGACAUCCCCGAGGGUCACCCGCUCCGAGAGGAACUGGUCCGCCGCUCCAAUGCCAUGCUGGUGCUUCGACACGGGGCCACGGCGCCCCUCCUAAGCGCCGACCAGCAGGAGCAGCCCAAGACGUCGUCCACCCACAAAGAGGCCCAAGCCCAGAGCUUCACGACCGGUUCUGACGCUGAUUCCAAGAAGGCCCUCCACCGUGGCCCUCCGCCUGAGCUCCGCGCUGGCCAUCGCAAAAGAAGAAGAGAGGACAGAGGAAGCGAGGGAGACGACGAGGACGCGAAGGACUCGGGCAGCGAAACAGAAACAUGCGACGAGAGGCGGGAAGGCCCCGCUGCCAAAUCGAGGAGUAAACACAAGGACAGUCGAGAAAGAGACGGCAAGGGGCCGUGCAACAGCGCCAAGGAGAGUCAAGAAUGCUCGGGCCGGCUCAACGCGUCUUGUAGUUCAGCUGGCACCAACUCGCCCAGUCGCCACUUAUUCACCUCGGCGCUGGGGAAGUCGGAUGUCAAGCUCCAGCUUCCACCUGGAUUUGUGCCACCUCUGCCCGCUCUUCAAGGACAGUCGUUGCCCUUUGGAUUCCCAUACAUCAAUCCUUACUUUCACAUGGGCUCUGUGGGAGGUCUUUUCAUGGACGGGGAGGACUCGGUUCCAGCGAACCCCGUGGAGGAUUUAAGCAAGUGGAGCGUGGAGGACGUGUGCGGCUUCAUAAGCAGCCUGGCAGGAUGUGCUGAAUACGCUCAGGUGGCGCGGCGCAUCGGCAGACUUUUCUACAUGACUGGAUUCCCGCUGGCCUUCCCGUUCCCGCCGUCGGCCGCCCUGCGCCCUUCGGAGCGGGACGGGGAGGCCCCGGGGGUGCCCGCCGACACCCCCUCCUUGCCCCUCUCCCUACUCCAGAGACCCGCCUCCACAAGCGGAAGCUCUUCUCCUUUCAGUGGGCCCACCCCGGGCUGCUCCUCACCCAAGCAGGAGAAGACCAACGGCUCCACGGCGGUGGGAAGAUAAGGGCUCCCUCCUCACAGGGUUCGCUUGAACUUCCAGGCCUUAAAACAGAAAUGGACGGGAAAGGGGGGGAAAAAAAAAGGCAACGUGGAGGACGACACGGACUGAGUUCCUGGCCCGUGGUUGUGUCUGAGCCGAAUCCAAAGAAAGUGGCUCGGGAGACGCACGAGGCGCAAAAAAA
This is a messenger RNA of Hippocampus comes (tiger tail seahorse), 3002 nucleotides long. It is a transcript of the gene samd11, whose product is annotated as sterile alpha motif domain containing 11. The transcript is spliced from 12 exons. The record is from RefSeq and is a predicted model, not a curated record. Bases 236 to 2824 code for a protein of 862 amino acids. Gene Ontology annotation, molecular function: DNA binding. Lineage: Eukaryota; Metazoa; Chordata; Actinopteri; Syngnathiformes; Syngnathidae.